AUGUUUGAGAUAUUGAAUUUGAUCCUGCAAAAUGUCGAAGAAGUCGUUUUAAAGAGGGUUUGUUUUUUUCUCGCGAGGCGGCAGCGGACGUCGCCUAGCCCCCAGCGAACAGCCGCCCUCCGCGAACGGACGGAUAAGGCAUGCGCCACCUUCCCUGCCCUACCCAAGGCCACCACGUCGCCCCACCGCCAUUUUCCAAAGCUGGCACCGCCCUCCACCGGCCAUUCCCUUCCUAUCCUGAGCCACCACCACCGGCGUCCCCACCGACUCCAUCUCCCCCCUUUGCGUGACCGCCACCGCCGCUUCGAUCUCCUCUCGGCCGCCAUCCUCCACCAACCCCGCCACCGCUGCUGUAGCCGCCCGACCACUGCCAACCCACUGACACCGCCCCGUUUCUACGAUCGCCGUAACCCUCAACGAUAUUCGUUUUCCCCUUCGCUCUUUAGAAAAUCAAACCCACCUAUUAUCUAAGUUUUAUUUUAAUUUUUAUAAAAAAAAAACUACUUUUUAUUGCCCCGGGCUAUGGUAUAAGCAACGGGACGGAUUCCCCAGUAACGAUGGUACUUGUGACGCUAGCCGUCUGAUCGGACCCGUCUGCUUCCCGAUAAAGAAUCUCAAUUUUGAGAGACUAUUAACUUGUUAUACCAUAAUUUUAGAUGCUAUAAAAGUACCUUCAAUGUAAUUUUAUCAGUUCUAUUAAUAAUUAAUAGUCAUUCAUAAUUUAUUUAUUUUGUAUUGACAUAGAGAUAGAUUGGUAGGACUAUUGAAAAUAAGUGAAUCAUCUUUUACAAUAUUUUAGAUGUUAUAAAAGUUUCCACGGCCGUAACCGAGUUAGUAUUUGAGUGUGAAAUUGUCAUAAUAGAUUUUGGAUUUAAAUACAAUAUUUUAGAUGUUAUAAAAGUUUCCACGGUUGUAACCGAGUUAGUAUUUGAGUGUGAAAUUAUCAUAAUAGAUUUUGG
Molecule: messenger RNA, 959 nt
Organism: Zingiber officinale
Lineage: Eukaryota; Viridiplantae; Streptophyta; Magnoliopsida; Zingiberales; Zingiberaceae
Exons: 2
Coding region: 1-471 (156 amino acids)
Source: RefSeq, a predicted model, not a curated record